GUACUAUCAAACAUGCCUUGAGCUUGUUUAUUAUAUUUAACAUCUUUACCAUGCUUAACAUAGUUUCAUUAAUUUGAUUGUUACACUUAUAAUACUAAUCCACAUGGAUCUAUAUACAUAUUCUUUUCCUCUAGCUUAGUCCAAGCCUCAGCACAUUUUUCAUAGAUAAAGUUAGUCAUUCUUUCUUCCUUUUCUAAUCUCUCUUAUUUGAUCAUAUGAGUCAUGUUUAUCCUCUUUUAAUACAUUUCUGUUUCUUCCACUAAUAGCCAAUGAGAUGCUUCUCAAACUAUGUUUGGUAUCUAUCUCCUCAAAUGGAUUUUAGUUUGGUCAAUGUUUAGUGAUUUAUCACAUGACAAACUUUAAUCUCACUAGUUCUGUUUUUCUGUCAUUAUUCUUGAUAAAUUCCCUUGAGUUCUGUGCAAUUUGAUUUCUCUAAUAAAAUUUUAUCUUUAAGCUUCUUCUUCUUCACAAACACCUAAUGUACCUUUCAUUCUUAUGAAAAAUAAAAAAUUUAUUUUAAAAAAGUCCUACAUAUAAUUAGUGCAUAAAUCUCUAAAAUACUAAUUAUAUAGCAUAAGUGUGGUGACAGCAUUUUAUAUGUUAUAGUUUCCUUCAACUCACAAUAUGGGAAAACUUAGUAGAAUGUUGGACACAUUUUGUCUUUCUUCUGGUUCAAACUCAUGUUUCUGUCUAAAUUCAAUAGAAUUUGAAGAUGAGUUUGAGAGUAAGCCUUUGAUUGCAAGUGACAAGGAUGAUCAUAAACUAAGAUUGAAGGAUGUUGUUUCUGGAAAACAAACAUUGGCUUUUCAAUUGAAACCUAAGAUGGUGAUAUUGAGGGUGUCCAUGCAUUGCCAUGGAUGUGCAAGAAAAAUUGAGAAACAUAUAUCAAAGCUUGAAGGAGUGAGUUCAUACAAGGUAGAUCUAAACACCAAAAUGGUGGUUGUUAUUGGUGAUAUUAUUCCUUUGGAAGUGUUGCAAAGUGUAUCCAAGGUUAAAAAUGCACAGCUUUGGAAUUCAAAAUGCUAAUAAAGAAAAAGAAAAAUAUUAUGCACUAAACAAAACACCACCAGCCUCAGCAUAUUCGGCCAAGACAAAAAGUGACAUAGAAUGAAGGAACUCGAUUUUUUUAGUUAUUUUAUGAAAUAAUAUUAUAUUUAUUUACACUUUGUGGCAUGCAUGUUCCUGCAGCAAUUCUCUAGCAGGAGAGAGAAGUUGGAAAAGUAAAAAUAAUGUGUUAAGAAAUGAAAUUGCACAUCUUUUAGUACACAUUUGGUUAAGAUUCUGAUGUAAGAAUCACAUUAGUAUUAAUGGAUAUAAAUUUUGGCAUAUAGUGUAUUAUUGUUCUUGAUAAAAGUAUGAGGAAUUGCAUGCAGUUUAAUGUGAUCAAGUAUUUGGAGACGUUUAUGUAAGUAUUUGGUGAAUUAAUGAGAAAUACAUAUCAUUUAAUUA
Cicer arietinum (chickpea) is the source of this 1449-nucleotide messenger RNA. Its product is annotated as protein SODIUM POTASSIUM ROOT DEFECTIVE 2. The record is from RefSeq and is a predicted model, not a curated record. Gene Ontology annotation, molecular function: metal ion binding. NCBI's taxonomy places the organism in Eukaryota, Viridiplantae, Streptophyta, Magnoliopsida, Fabales, Fabaceae.